Mytilus trossulus (common blue mussel) is the source of this 6533-nucleotide messenger RNA. RefSeq lists its product as uncharacterized. Gene Ontology annotation, molecular function: ubiquitin-protein transferase activity; metal ion binding. Gene Ontology annotation, biological process: protein ubiquitination. Lineage: Eukaryota; Metazoa; Mollusca; Bivalvia; Mytilida; Mytilidae. Gene Ontology annotation, cellular component: plasma membrane. The record is from RefSeq and is a predicted model, not a curated record. The coding region runs from base 82 to 3567 and encodes 1161 amino acids. The transcript is spliced from 22 exons.
CAUGUGUUUGACUCUGGUGGAGAAUCAGAUACACAAAGUAGUUCAUCAAGUUCUGGAGCUAGACCAAAGUACUCAGGCCCAAUGUCACCAAGGGAUUCAAUUACUGGUAACCAUAUGGGUUCACAGUCCAAAAACAUGUCAGGAUUUUCUGAGUCAGUACCAGACCUUUCUGAAAAGAGUGCUAUAAAUGACUGGAGCAGGAUAAGGGAUGUCAGAGAAGGGUACAUGAGUAAAGAUGACAAUUUUACACCCCAAAGAAAAACUUUAAGAUCAAAUGAGAAUUUUAUUGGACAAAGAAGUGUAAAUAACCCACACACACACAUGAGUUUUAUUGAAUCAAAUAGUCCUUCAAGAAAACAACAAUAUUCACAAUCUCUUAUGCAACAAAACAUUACCUCACCAAACUCAUCACAACAGGGACAUACAGUGUUUCCUCACAAAAGUGUUGAAGCCAGUAAAGUAGGAUUGUCUGGAUCACAGCAAGUGUUUUCAAACUCUGCUUCUGUUAGAGGCAACCAUAAAAGACAGUCUACGGUAGAACAGGAACCUGUUAGGGAACAGUAUAGAAUUAGUCAGAAACCAAAAGUUAAUUCAUCAAGUGUUGGUUUGAAUGAUAUAAAUGUUCAACAGGCUUGGAGUCAGUUUCAGCAGAUGCAACAAUCACUAGAACAGUUACAACAAAGUAGUAAUGAAAUUCUACAGGAUCUGGACAAUGAAGAAAGAGAAAAUGAAGAAUGGAUAUCUGUUAUUAACAAGAAAGCAAUAGGUAUUGAAAAUCGUUUACUGAGAAUAGAAGAGAAGACAAAGGACGAUGAAUUAACACUUCAACAGCUAGCAGAUCUUGUUAAAACUAUUGGUGGAAAAUUUGAUGAUAUAGAAGAUAUUCUUAAAACACUGUCUAUUCAUGACGAAUGUGAUGAUGUGAACAAUGUUGAGCAGUUAAAUGAUGGAUCAGCAUCAGAGAUUGAAUCAGUACAGCCUGUUCCUGAAGAGGUAUCCUCACUGAUAGUGUCUGAACUGGUGCCUAACGGAACAGUGUCCAAACCAAUGCCUGGCGAAACAGUGUCCGAACCGAUAGCUGGAGGAAGUAAGGAGAUACCAGGGAAUGGAGAGGAAGUAUUACAAGACAUUAAUAUUGACUAUACCUCUUUGCCAAAUAUAUCCAAAGAUAAUAGAGGGUAUAAACAAAGAUGUACGGGAAGGAGUGAUGACAAUAGAAGACAGAUAAGGAAAGAUAGAAAAAAUAAAAACAUAAAGACAACUAGUGAAAGAGAUCAUGAACAGUCAGUUCAGUCUCAUUCUUCUUCUUCAAAUGUUAGAAAAAAAGAAACAAAGGAAGCAUCUAGACCAAGUGAACAAACAAAUUCACCAGCGAAACAGGCAAAGGAACAACAAUCCACUACAUCACAUCAAACUUCUUCACCAGCAAGACAGGCGAAACAACAGCAACCAACUACAUCGCAUCAAAAUACCUCAUCAGGAAGACCUCCAGUUGUUAAAGAAAGUAAACCCAGUUAUAGUCUCCCUGAUGAUAGAGAUGAUUAUAGAAACCUGCCUGUUCUGGCAAUGGGAGAACAAGUUUUACCUUCAAUGCAACAGGAGACCAUUCCAAAUGCUGAUAAGUUUUGGAUGGGAUUGGUGGAAAGAGAAAAAGAAGCUGCUGAGAAAGGUUCAUUACCUAAAGGUGAUGGAGAAGACACCUAUCUUAUUUUGGACACAUCAGCUAGUAUGGAAGGGCAGCCAUUGUCAGACUUGAUGAAGACUGCCAGAACAUUCCUCAACGGACUAUGCAAAAAUGCUCAGCUUACACAGGAGAAUGUUUGUAUUGUGGAAGUUGGCAAAGCCACUAGAGUUCUCGUACAUAAAACUAAUAGUAGAGAUAAAUUACUGUCAUCACUAGGUCAGCUAAGACCAGGAGGAAUGUCACCUGUAACAGGAGCCCUACUUCUUAUAGAGGGAAUCAUAGCAAGGAACCCUGCUCCAAAAAAAGUAGUUGUGAUAUCAGAUGGAAAGAUGACACCUAUCCAUAUUAAAUCUGGGAAAGAUUUACCUGACCUACAUAAUGAACAGCUUAAAAUCCAGCUUAAAAUCUUAGGCCACAAUAUGCGUGCCUUGAAUGCCAGAAUAUUCUUUGUUCCUGUAGGACCUUAUGAUUCUAGUUUAAUGGAAGGUCUGAUAAAAGAUACUAGAGGAGAUGAGAUACUACCAGCCAACAUUAGUAGACUUUACAACUGGACAAGAAAUACUAUUUUGACGUUAAAACUUGCAGCAGACUGUAGAAAACAGCACCCUGGGAUUUCAAUAGAUAACGACCAGUUCAGAGCUGUUAUUGAGCGUGCAGGCUCUGAAUGUCAGAUUGGCCCAGAGGAGGUGAAUGACAUGAUGAAAGUUGCUGUUGAGACUGAGCAGACUGGGUGCUCCUAUAUAGAAUGUGACGCUAACAUGCCACCAAUAGGUACACGUAUACGGAGAGGUCCUGACUGGAGAUGGGACAACCAAGAUCUAGAAAUGCCAGGAACUGUGGUAUCCCAUACUAAAACUGGACAAAUUUGGGUAGAGUGGGACUUUGGUAAUAUCAACAGAUAUCGUUAUGGAGUAGAAGGAUGUUAUGAUGUUGUAACGACAGAGGAUCCACGACUCCUAGAAGAUCAGAUUAUAGCCGUUGGUUGUGUUGUCAGAAGAAGUGAUGGAUGGAAAGCUGGCCAUACAGAAGAUGGUGGACCAGGAAAGACUGGGUCUGUCUUUAUUGUUCAUGAUGAUGGUACAGUUCAGGUGAGAUGGUCCAAUGGGAAAAUGGGACGAUAUAAGUGUGGAUUUGAUGGCCAGUCUGAAGUUGAAAUUUGUGAUCCUUUUAAUCAAAGUCAGUUAGAAAACUUGCCCUUAGCAGCUGGUGGUGAACCUGUCCCUAAUGUACUCCCCAAGGAGGAGGAGGAGGAGUUGGAGGAAGAUCCAAUGGUAGCAGAAAUGAACAGAAGGAAUGCACAAAGGUCUCAGGAAGUCUCUAGUCAACCAAAAAAGAUGUCUGAUAAUAUACAGCAAGAUAAACAAGCAUCAGGCUCAAAACCUAAAGAACAAGCUCAGACAUCUAACAAACAGCCAGUCACCAAUGAUCAAUCAUCUGAUGACAAUACGAGAGUUCAACAAGAGCAAUUACCAGUCAGAAGUAGUAACACAAGGACAGACAGACCAAGGGAUAACAUAAAGUCUUCACACAGAGAUAGCCAGAAUCCACAAAGUGAAAGAUCAAGGCCAAACUUAAGAUUAGAUAUCCCAAAGUCUGGAAGCUCUGAUAGUAUUGAUAACACAGGGAUAGAUGAAAUACCAGAAAUAAGUAUAGCAUCACCUGGUGAAGGUCGUUGGCAGUACAGAGAUGGGUAUGGUGGAUGGAAAGCCUAUAGUAAAGAGCAGAAUGACAAACUAGAAAAAGCAUAUUGUCAUAACCCCAAGGGAGUCUCACUCAUCUAUGUGGGCAAGUCACAGUACAGAAUAAUGUUUGCAAAAUUCAAACAAGUCAAUUUAAAGACAAAGGAAAUGAUAGAUGUUAGAAGAAAUGUUUCUACAAUUUGAUGAAACAAGAAGAACCUAAUUAUAUCCAAUGGAACAAAUAUUGACUAAAUAUAAAUUGAAGCCUUGUCAAAUGAAAUGCUUGAGCUGUUGUCAUGUAGCUAUAGUGAUGAGGGAAAGAACAGAAAUUAACCAAUCCUUUAAAAUAAUUUAUAUUAUAUCAACAUUUGACAUUUUCAAGAUUCCUUUGAUUGAGAGAAUAAACUUUUUCAUUUGGUUUUAAAUUAAUGGUACUAAAUGUGACCAUGUCGAAACAAAAAGAACCAUAUGGGAGAUUAAUGUAUAUAUGACAAUGGUGAUUGUUUUAACUUGUUGAAUAUUUAUUAUUUGUUUUUUUAAGGGGCAACACCGUUAUGUAAAUAUUGUGUUAUUCAUCAUCUGAAUACAUGCCAACUUGAUGAAGGGUUUCAAGGGGACCUAAUGCAUGUGUUUUCCAUCUAAAUAUUUUUAGUCUAUCUAUACAUUUAAGUCUUGAAAGAGUUGAUGUAUAUGUUAAAUGCUAUUUGAACUCACUAGAAUGCCUGUUUUGAAGUAAAUAGUUAAAUUUAUGGAGGAUUUUAAGAUUCAGUUUAUAUAUAUAGCUUCCCGUGGGGAAAAUUCCCCAUAAAUCAGAAAAAUUGAUUGGCAAAAUAACAUCUGUCUUUGGGAUAUCUUUUAAAGUUAUUUUUCUCUAAUUCCGUGGCAAUUUAACCCUUUCUGAAUCUAUUGUGUAAAAAGAUUUAAUUAAUGUGUGGUUGCCAAUGAUCUCAGAAGAUGAUUGAAUGAAGGUAGGGGUCAUAACCUUUGUCAGCCUAAUGGAUGAAUCAAAAUAUGAAACAAGUACGUGUUAAUGAAAUUACCAUCAUCGUGAAAUGUGGAAGGCACAAUAGAGGGCAUAUUCAUUUUACAAAAGAUUUUUUUUUUAUUCAUUACAGAAACAAGAUUUUACAUAGUUACUCGUUGAUUAUCAUCUCUGAUUUUAAAAAAGAUAAUUCAACUGUCUGGAUUGGAUAAAUCCCAUAAUCCACUGGUAUCAAUGUAAGAAUCUCUAUUUAUUUUUGUUUGUAUCCAUCAAAAAAACUAAAGCUUUUUCCUAUAGCUAUAUAGGAGACCAUGUACGUGGUUUUACUAUUUGCUUUAGUGUCGUAGUUGUAUUUAUUUGUUGACAUUAAGUACGUUAACUCAUAAUUCCUUCCUCUCUUCACACAACAACAGGGAUCAUAUUAAUACUAAUGAAUCUACAGUAUUUCAUACAUUGUAGUUUAGAACAAGGUAACAAACCAAGAAGGAAAUUUUGAAAAAAUGGAUGUCUUUUCUUUUGAAUCCGAAUAGAUUGAAUCUGUAAAAUAGGAUUGGACAAUAUUUUAUUUUAUUUCAAUUGAGAAUGGCUUUGGUUGUUAAUAGACCAAUGUUUAAGUUGGCUUUCUGUUCAAUAAAUAUAUAAGUUUAAGCAUCACUGAAUGUUAACAUGAGUCAUAUUGUAAUUUCCUAUCCAGUUCAUUUUUUCAUCAGAGAUUACAACCUUAUGACCAUAUUGGUUUGGAUGGCUGAGCUAGUUUUCUUUCAAAAUGUUCGUAGGACUAUAUGAAAGCAGUGGCAAGAAGGUGUUGAUAAACUUUCAGUAUUAAUGUGAAAUAAAUUAGUAGAAAAGGAGCAUGAGACAUGAAAGCUUAGUUAUUUUGUUAAUCAUGUACAAGGUGUAUGCAUUGUGAUAAAGAAUAGUGACUAAGUUAUUGUUUUGUUCACGUUAUGAUAGUGUACAAUGUAUUAAUAGUGUGAUAAAGUUAUUGAUUCUUGUCUGUUAAACAGAUAAAAUUUUAAGACAAUAAAAAUAUAGUAAUAUAACUUAAUGUGUUACACAAAAAGCACCUUAUACAUAUAUGUGCUUUUGUAAAUGUGUAUUUAUGUAUAAAAACAAUUGAAUAAAAAUUUUUUCCCAUGCACAUUUCAAUAACAUUUUUCUGUCAGUAAAAUUGAUGGGUGUUUUGUUUUUGAAGCGAUAUGUUAUUUAAUUACUAUUUUAUUGUAAUGAAACAAAAGCUGAGGAUGUCAAAGAGUAGACAUGUUUUAAAUAGAAUCACAUUUUAUUUUUUUUUCAGUAGAAAUGUCGAAAUUCAAAUAAAUUACCAUAGAUGCACACAUGUUUUGGAUAAAUAUAGAGAAAGAAUAAUUUUCUGUGAAUUAACAUGAUGGUGAAUCAAUGUAAAGAAAUAAAUAAAAUAUCAUUAAUGAGGACAAAGGCAGAUAAUUACUAGAACGAAAAUGAUGGCAACUGUUCAUGUUUUUUAAAUGAAAUGUUUAAAAAGUAAAAUUUGCAAGUAUUUUUACACAACUGUAAACAUGUAAAUAACGGAAGAAAAUUUGCCACUGUGGUUAUUUAGUCUAUGUUUAGAACUGUGUUGUUUUCCAGAUUAAUUUCACAUUGAUCAUGAUGAUUAUAUUGGUUUUCACCUGUUUCAUCAUUUUUACAUUUUCGGGUUUAAAAUGUUUGGCUGUGAGCGUUCUUGAUGAAGUUUAAUACAGAAAGACGCUUUGGAUAAAUCAAAUUAAUAGAGAGAUAUUUUCAGAUUCCUGCAGGAGUUCUAUUCUAAACAGUUUUCUGUUUUUGUGUGCACCUGCGACAAAAAGGCAAGGGCAUAUUAAUUUACCCCUUUUAUUCUGUUAGUCUGUCCUUCUGUCCAGAUUAGAAUACAUUGUUUCUCCGGCGGUCUCCUCCUACAAUUUUGGAGGUACUGGAGGUACAACUUUAAGUGUUUUAGGAUGCCCAUACACAUAAAAUAAAAGUGCAUGGACAAAGGAUUUAGAUUUUUAUGCCCCCACCGUAGCGGAGGAGGUAUUAAGUUUUACCCUUGUCUGUCUGUACGUCCAAAAUUGGCAAAUAUAAAAAAGUAGAUGUGGUAUGAUUGCCAAUGAGACAACUAUCCACAAAAGACCAAAAUGACACAGACAUUAACAACUAUUGGGCACCGUACGGCCUUCAACAAUGAGCA